AUGAACAACUCCCCCACCCACGACUUCAUGAACGUCGAUUCUUUCUCUCAGCUCCCCUUUCUUCGCCCCCCGCCACCCUCCAAAGAUAAACCCAUUCGCCUCUUCGGCCAAGACUUCUCCCACGCUCCCCAAACCUCCCACACCUCUUCCCAACACAAUUCCGACAAGGACCACGCUCACAACAACACCACCACCACCAACACAGAAAACGCCGAGGCCACCCGCAGAUUCGAGUGCCAUUACUGUUGCAGAAACUUCCCCACUUCCCAGGCCUUGGGCGGCCACCAAAACGCCCACAAACGAGAGCGCCAACACGCCAAACGACACCUCCACUCCGCCAUGCUCCAAACCACCCUCUCCGAUGCUAACUCCUACGCCUUCAUCAACCCCACCUACGCUUCCUCCGCAAUCUCUCAUUCUUCUUACCCAACGUGGGAUUCUAACGCUGCUCGUGGAAGAUUCUACGGAAGCUCCUACUCUCACCAACUUCAACCCAUCACUGGAAGCCCCUUGGGCUUGUGGCGAAUUCCCAACGCCACUGCAACCACUCACCCCCAGAGUAACCCUAUUUUACACCACGAACGCGCGUUGCCUCUGCUUGCUCGCGAGGAAAUGGUGAACGCGAGAAUGGGUCCCUCACCCUCUGGAUCGCAAAACCGGUUCAGUUAUGACCCCAAACCCACCAUAAACGACCAUGUGAGUUUGGAUCUUCAUCUGUAA
Sphenostylis stenocarpa is the source of this 720-nucleotide messenger RNA. Lineage: Eukaryota; Viridiplantae; Streptophyta; Magnoliopsida; Fabales; Fabaceae. The record is from the annotation of a GenBank genome assembly.